UUUUCUGUGAACGUUCCCUACAUAACAUGUACGCACUCUGCAUGUAGGAUGUAGGCCACAGGAGCAAGAGAAUUAACCGCUAAUCCUUGGUUUAAAAAACUGUUCACGGGUCGCAGAAAACAUGGCUCGGUCCGGCUUGUCGGCAGGAUUUCUUGCGAGCGGCGAAACUUACCGAAAAUAUCGCCAGUCUCUAGACAUGACGACCACGACAAGAGAACGCGAAGGCUCAGCACUAGAGGAAAUACCCCUCCUUCCUUGGGGAGGGGCGACGAAAAAAUUAGACCGAUCUCUCUCAACAACAGGGGCAACACCGUCAAAGCUUCAAGUGACGAUCUGUAUCCUACUUGUAGAACUAGCGGAGAGGAUCACGUUCUUCAGUGUCAUUGCCAACAUGGUGUUGUUCUGUACGGUUGAACUUGACUACACUAGUGCCACGGCUGUCAGCAUUAGUCAUGUGUUUAUCGGCAUGAGUCUGAUCGUGCCUCUGCUGGGGAUCUGGGUCGCAGACUCCUACCUGGGCAAGUGGAAGGUUAUCGUCAUAAGUGCAAUAAUUCACUUCUUAGGUUCCGCCCUCCUUCCCGUGAUGGCGUUCCCAUUUGACGAGUUGUUGGAACACCACCGAAGCCCGCCCUACACCCUGACGGACCCUCAGAAGGAGGGGAUCUUCCUCUUGGCACUCCUCCUAAUCUCAGUUGGUAUCGGCGGCAUUAAAGCUAACGUUAGUGCCUUUGGAGCGUACCAACUCAGAGAUCUGGGGGAGCAAGAGUUGCAGUCUUUUUUCAACUGGUGGAUCUGGUUGAUGAACGUGGCGUCGGCCAUGGCGUGUCUGGCGAUCUGCUACAUCCAGCAGGAGGUGGACUUCUACAUCGGCUACCUGAUCCCCACAGUCGCCAUGUUACUGGCCCUGCUGGCCCUGUACCUGGGGAGGAAGUCUUUCGUCCACCUGCCGCCCAGUAAAGGUCAGUGGUACACAGUAAAAAUAGCCUCUACCAGACUACCUGGCUGUAACUGUUGUUGUUUUACAGUGAGCCCCCUCGCCACGACACUUCGAAUCGUCUUCCAAGCGACCAAGAACACCGUUAGAUGGCGAGGGCGCCUGGGCGGUCACGUGGACUCCUGGCUGGACAGAGCCAAGGAAAGCUGCGGGGGGUCUUACUCAGACACGCACGUGGAGAUGGUCAAGAAACUGGAGAGAAUCGUCCCCGUGUUCCUGGUACAAAUUUUGAACAGAACAGUCUUCUAUCAGAUGCCGACGACGUUCUUCCUACAGGCCAUGCGGCUGAACCUGGACGUGGGCUCCACCGGCAUAGUCCUGCCCAUCGCCGCUCUUAACCUGUUCGCUAUCAUCCCCAUCCUGCUGCUGGUCCCCCUCAUGGACAGAGUGGUAUAUCCCAUGCUGGAAAUGUGCAAUGUUCGGCCGAGUCCACUCAAGAGAAUGGCGGAGAUCGCGCGUAAGAACGUGAUCGAAGAUGGCGGCGUGGUGAGGCAGUGGCUGGGCGGCCUUCCGUUCAACGCCUCCUCCGUCAACGCACUGUGGCUGGGUCCGCAGUACAUGCUGGUGGGCACGGGCGAGGUGUUCGUCAUGUCGUCAGGUAUAGAGUUUGCCUACACGGAGGCGCCCGCCCCGCUGAGUACAGUGGUUAUGGGGCUGGUGGGCAUCACCAUGGGGCUGGGUAGCCUCACAGGCGCAGUCCUCAUCAACCUGGUGAACGCUGCUACGCCAGGCACACAGUGGUACCCUGACGAACCGAACGAGGGCUAUCUGGAGGCGUAUCUGUUCCUGCUGGCCGCCCUGGGCCUGGUGAACUUUGUGGCGUUCUGCGGCGUGGCCUCGCGGUACAAGUACGUGGCACAGGAGGAGGAGGAGCGGGAACGAGACACGCUCAGGCUGGUGACGUAUUUCGAAAAGCAGGGAACGAGAGCGGAUGAUGAUGAUGAUUAUGAUGACGAGGAUUUGGAGGACUGGGAACGACAACUUGAUGCUCUAAAUUACAGUUUGACUGCGUCACUCUAG
Molecule: messenger RNA, 2014 nt
Organism: Branchiostoma belcheri (Belcher's lancelet)
Lineage: Eukaryota; Metazoa; Chordata; Leptocardii; Amphioxiformes; Branchiostomatidae
Product: solute carrier family 15 member 5-like
Exons: 9
Coding region: 122-2014 (630 amino acids)
Biological process (GO): transmembrane transport
Cellular component (GO): membrane
Molecular function (GO): transmembrane transporter activity
Source: RefSeq, a predicted model, not a curated record